Molecule: messenger RNA, 2736 nt
Organism: Alligator mississippiensis (American alligator)
Lineage: Eukaryota; Metazoa; Chordata; Crocodylia; Alligatoridae
Gene: DQX1
Product: DEAQ-box RNA dependent ATPase 1
Exons: 11
Coding region: 140-2380 (746 amino acids)
Cellular component (GO): spliceosomal complex; intracellular anatomical structure
Molecular function (GO): ATP hydrolysis activity; RNA binding
Source: RefSeq, a predicted model, not a curated record
UCACGUGGGAGCUCCCGGGUGGAGCCGGCGCGGCCCGGCGAGCGCAGGUGAGCGGGGCGGACCCCCCCCACCCCCGCGGCCCGGCAGCGCAGGGGUUAACGGCGGGGGCGGGCGCCCGGCUCAGGUGCACCCCCGGGCCAUGGAGGAGGCCGGGCGGCCGCCGCGGCAGGGGGCCCGGGGCGAGGAGGCGGAGGUCGUGGCGGAGGAGCAGGAGCAGGAGGAGGAGGCGGCGGCGGCGGAGGAGCUGGCGCUGAACCCCUACGACGGGCUGCCCUUCUCGUCGCGCUACUACGGGCUGCUGCGGCGGCGCCGGGCUCUGCCCGCCUGGGCCGCCAAGUACCGCUUCCUGGAGCGGCUGCAGGGCGCGCGCGGCGUCGUGCUCGUGUCCGGACCGCCCGGCGCCGGCAAGAGCACCCAGGUCCCGCAGUGGUGCGCGGAGUACGUGCUGUCGCAGCAGCUGGCGCACGGCCUGGUGGUCUGCGCCCAGCCCCACGGCCCGGCCGCCCUCAGCCUGGCGCUGCGCGUGGCCGACGAGAUGGACCUCAACCUGGGCCACGAGGUCGGCUACUGCGUCGCCCACGACGACUGCUGCACCCCGGAGACGCUGCUCAGGUUCUGCUCGGACGAGAUGCUGCUGCGGGAGAUGAUGUCGGCACCGCUGCUGCAGCGCUACGGGGUGGUGGUGCUGGACGAGGCGCAGGAGCGCACGGUGCCCACGGAUGUGCUGCUGGGGCUGCUCCAGGACGUGCAGCGCCAGCGCCCCGCGCUCCGCCUCGUUGUGAUCGCAGCGCCCGCCCUCGAGCCGCGGCUCCGCGACUUCCUCCGUGACCCCCCGCUGGUCUGGGUGCCGGCACCGCAUCCCCCCUGCCCGGUGCUGUACCACGACCUGCCCGCCCACGCCCGGGUGGCGGCCGCCUGCCAGGCCGUGCUGGACCUGCACCAGCGCCAGGAGCCCGGCGACGUGCUGCUCUACGUGGCCAGCGAGCAGGAGAUCGAGGAGUGCUGCGAGGCCCUGGAGGCCGCGGCUGCAGCGCUGCCCACAGCGCUGGGCCCGCUGCAGGUGCUGCCCCUGCACCCCGGCCUGGGGCGGGCAGCCCAGAAGGUCUACGCGGCGCCGGAGCCCGAGGAGGCAGGAGCAAGCCGGCCACGGCGGGCGAUCGUCACCCACUGGCUUGCGGAUUCCUCCUUCUCGCUGGACGCCGUGAGCCACGUUGUGGACACCGGGCUGGAGCUGCGCAGCGUCUACCACCCCUGGAUCCGGGCCGAGUCCCAGGUGCUGCGACCCGUCAGCCAGAGCCAGGCAGAGUCACGGAGGCAGCGGGCCACAGGCUCGUGCCUGCGCCUGUACCCGGAGGCCGAGGCGCAGCGCCUGCCGCCCUGCCCUGCGCCCCAGGUGGCCGAGGCCAACCUGAGCCGCCUCGUGCUGCUGCUCAAGCGCCUCGACAUUGCCGACAUGGGCCAGUGCGACUUCCUUGACCGGCCAGCCCCCGAGGCGCUGAUGCAGGCGCUGGAGGACCUGGACUACCUGGCCGCGCUGGACGACGACGGGAACCUGUCGGAGGUCGGCAUCAUCAUGUCCGAGUUCCCGCUGGACCCGCCGCUGGCCAAAGCCCUGGUGGCUGCCUGCGAGUUCGACUGCGUGGAUGAGAUGCUGACGCUGGCUGCCAUGCUCACAGCUGGGCCCUGCUUCCUGCCGGUGCCCGCACGCCUGGAGGAGGCCAUGGCUGCACGGCGCCGGGUACUGCUGCACCGCGAUGGCGACCACUUCACCCUCAUCAAUGUCUUCCACGCCUACCAGCAGCACGGGGCGGAUGAGGGCUGGUGCCGCAAGCAGGGGCUGAGCGCAGCGGUGCUGCAGCGAGCGGUGGCGCUGCGGGCCGAGCUGCUGGAGGCCAUGCGGCGCAUCGAACUGCCCGUGUCCCCCCCGGCCUUCGGUGCCCCUGGCAACAUCUGCAACCUCCAGCGCGCCCUCGUCUCCGGCUGCUUCCUCAAGGUGGCGCGGGACCUGGACGGGGCCGGGAACUACACGAUGUUGACGCACCGGCACGUGGCCCAGCUGGCGCCCACCUGCUGCUACCGCCUGCGCCGCCCGCCCCCGCGCCCGCCGCCCUGGCUGCUCUUCCACGAGUUCUGCAUCUCCCAGGACAACUGCCUGCGCGUCGUCUCCGAGAUCCAGCCCCGCCUGCUGGCGGAGCUGGCCCCCCAGUACUACCUGAGCAACCUGCCGCCUAGCGAGAGCCGCGAUGUGCUCAUGGAGCUGCGGGAGCAGCUGGCAGCCGAGGCGGCCACGCCGGAGGCCCCCGCACCGGCGCAGGAGGGUGCUGCAUCCACCCUGCAGGAGGACGAUGAUGGGGACCAGGACGUGUGCACGCUGCAGUGAGCGAGAGCCGCUGGAGCCUGGCCGGUGGCUGGCAGCUCAGGGCUGCUGUGUCGUGUCCCAGCUGUCCUCCCCCACGUCUGCGGCCGGAGCCCGGCCCCGCGGCAUGUCAGGGACUGAGGCUGAGGGCGGUGGCAGGCGCUGUCUGCUUGGUGCCGGGGCUGUCCCAUCGUCAUGCUGGCUGGGGACGGGGAUGGAGGCUGCCUCCGACGCUGUGGGGUCGCGUGGUGCUGCUGGGGGUGUGGGCUCUGCGGGCCGUGCCCGGAGCUGCGGGUCUGUCGGAGGGCCGGGGGGGCCGGGGCUGCAGGAGCAGGAAGGGGCCCAGCCAGAGGGCUCUUGUGUAUAAAGUUUUUCUGUGA